CCUCCGGGAGGUUGAAUGAAGACGCUACCAUCAUUUGUGUCUCAGCAGUGGCCAGCAGCCUUCCAGACACAAGCCCAUGGCUUUCACUUCAGUGUCAACGGGACUAAGAGGGCAUCUUCUAAAGUUUCAGAUUCAAUUUCAACACAGUACCCUGUAGUGGAUCAUGAAUUUGAUGCAGUUGUGGUGGGUGCUGGAGGGGCAGGCUUGCGAGCUGCAUUUGGCCUUUCUGAGGCAGGGUUUAAUACCGCAUGCCUUACAAAGCUCUUUCCUACUCGGUCACACACUGUUGCAGCACAGGGAGGAAUCAAUGCUGCUCUGGGGAAUAUGGAAGAGGACAACUGGAGAUGGCACUUCUAUGACACUGUGAAGGGCUCUGACUGGCUGGGGGACCAGGAUGCUAUCCACUACAUGACAGAGCAGGCCCCUGCCUCUGUGAUUGAGCUAGAAAAUUAUGGCAUGCCAUUUAGCAGAACUGAAGAUGGGAGGAUUUACCAGCGUGCGUUUGGUGGGCAGAGCCUCAAGUUUGGGAAGGGCGGACAGGCCCACCGGUGCUGCUGUGUGGCUGAUCGGACUGGCCACUCACUCCUGCACACCUUGUAUGGAAGGUCUCUGCGAUAUGAUACCAGCUAUUUUGUAGAGUAUUUUGCCUUGGAUCUCUUGAUGGAAGAUGGGGAAUGCCGUGGUGUGAUUGCACUGUGCAUAGAAGAUGGGUCCAUACAUCGCCUAAGAGCAAAGAACACUGUUGUUGCUACUGGAGGCUAUGGGCGGACCUACUUCAGCUGCACCUCUGCCCACACCAGCACUGGUGAUGGCACAGCCAUGAUUACCAGAGCUGGCCUUCCCUGCCAGGACUUAGAGUUUGUGCAGUUCCAUCCCACAGGCAUAUAUGGUGCUGGCUGUCUCAUCACAGAAGGAUGUCGUGGAGAAGGAGGCAUUCUCAUUAACAGUGAGGGUGAGAGGUUCAUGGAGAGAUACGCGCCUGUCGCAAAGGACCUGGCAUCCCGAGACAUCGUAUCUCGAUCUAUGACUCUGGAGAUCCGUGAAGGAAGAGGCUGUGGCCCUGAGAAAGAUCAUGUCUACCUGCAGCUACACCAUCUGCCCCCUGAGCAGCUGGCCACACGCUUGCCUGGCAUGUCAGAGACAGCCAUGAUCUUUGCUGGUGUGGACGUCACCAAGGAGCCAAUCCCAGUCCUCCCCACUGUGCAUUACAAUAUGGGUGGGAUUCCCACCAACUAUAAGGGGCAGGUGCUGAAGCAUGUGAAUGGCCAGGAUCAGGUUGUGCCUGGCCUCUAUGCCUGUGGGGAGGCCGCCUGUGCCUCAGUGCAUGGUGCCAACAGGCUUGGGGCAAACUCCCUUCUGGACCUGGUAGUCUUUGGACGGGCCUGUGCCCUGAGCAUCGCAGAGUCUUGCAGGCCAGGAGAUAAAGUCCCUCCAAUUAAACCAAAUGCUGGGGAAGAGUCUGUCAUGAAUCUUGACAAGUUGAGAUUUGCUGAUGGAAGCAUAAGAACAUCAGAACUGCGUCUCAAUAUGCAAAAGACAAUGCAGAAUCAUGCUGCAGUGUUCCGUGUGGAAAGCGUGCUACAAGAAGGCUGUGAGAAAAUCAGCCACCUCUAUGGAGACCUGAAGCAUCUGAAGACAUUUGACAGAGGAAUGGUCUGGAACACAGACUUGGUGGAGACCCUGGAGCUGCAGAACCUGAUGCUCUGUGCACUGCAGACCAUCUAUGGAGCAGAGGCGCGGAAGGAGUCACGAGGUGCCCACGCCAGGGAAGAUUAUAAGGUGCGGAUUGAUGAGUACGAUUACUCCAAGCCCAUCCAGGGACAGCAGAAGAGGCCAUUUGGGGAGCACUGGAGGAAACACACCCUCUCCUAUGUGGACAUCAUAACUGGGAAGGUCACCCUGGAAUACAGGCCUGUCAUUGACAAGACCUUAAAUGAGACUGAUUGUGCCACGGUUCCCCCUGCCAUUCGCUCCUACUGAUGAAACCCAGCAUUUGCAGAAUCAGCUUCUGUAAUUUUGUAUUAUGCCUUGUAUAAGUUUUCCUCCUACCUGCCUCAGUAAAUUCCUUACUCUCCUAAAUAAUGCAUUUUCUUCUGAUAUUGUAGACCCAGUGGCUAACAACUUGCCAUAGUCAGGCAACGGAUAGCCAGGUCUGCGUUUGUCCCUUGCUUUAUUCUGUGGAGUAUAAUAUUGGGCACAAUUCCUAAAUAAAACAGAAACAAAAAAAAA
Messenger RNA from Fukomys damarensis (Damara mole-rat), 2229 nucleotides. It is a transcript of the gene Sdha, whose product is annotated as succinate dehydrogenase complex flavoprotein subunit A. Gene Ontology annotation, molecular function: electron transfer activity; flavin adenine dinucleotide binding; succinate dehydrogenase (quinone) activity. NCBI's taxonomy places the organism in Eukaryota, Metazoa, Chordata, Mammalia, Rodentia, Bathyergidae. The transcript is spliced from 15 exons. Gene Ontology annotation, biological process: tricarboxylic acid cycle; mitochondrial electron transport, succinate to ubiquinone. Bases 16 to 1980 code for a protein of 654 amino acids. The record is from RefSeq and is a predicted model, not a curated record.